UGCUCUCCGUAGAAUCUCCUGCGCUUAAUACAGGGCUUCUCACAUAGAAUUUCUUCAACUUGUUUGUAUAAAUGAGUGAAAUCUGAAACCGAAAUUUUCUGACGCACUCUAAAUUUGACUACUUCUAGUCUGGGGAAAAUAUGUCACAGUGAUGCGGGAGGCUGGGAAUAAAGUAACGUGGAUGUUACUCCUCUGAGAUAAAAGUUACCAUAAAUUUCAAAGGACUACGGGCCGCUUCGGGUACGUCGUGGGAACAAUUCAGGACGGUUCAGUCUUCGAAGAUUCGACUUCCACUGAGAACGCAACCACCACUGAGGAUACAUGCGCAGAACGACAGUUUGUUACAGCCAGAAAAACCCAGGUCGCGGUUGGGUCCCUCACUUCCGUACAAAGACCCAAGAUGGCGGGGCCCGUGAUCGAAGACCAGAUUCAAGAUGGGGGCUUCCGGCUUCCCCCGUAGCGUCGCACGCAGCCACCAAGGCCACGCCCACUUCCGGCUCCUCCUCGCAGCAUGGCUGCUUUAGGAGCUGUGCUCUCGAUAGGGGUCCGAAGGCUGCACUGCAGCGCGGCGGCUUGGGCGGGCAGCCAGUGGCGACUCCAGCAGGGCCUGGCUGCCAACCCCAACGGCUACGGGCCCCUUACGGAGCUCCCAGACUGGUCCUACGCGGAGACGAGUUGUACUGCUGUCACAGGAAAUGGACGCUGGAUUACAAGCAUGGCAGCUCAGGCAGCAGAAGUUGCAGGAAGAAGAAAGGAAGCAGAACGCUCUUAAACCCAAAGGAGCUUCACUGCAGAGCUCACUUCCAAGUCAAUAAAAAGUGACUCCUGCCUCCUUUG
This is a messenger RNA of Galeopterus variegatus (Sunda flying lemur), 837 nucleotides long. RefSeq names its product mitochondrial ribosomal protein L52 (gene MRPL52). Gene Ontology annotation, biological process: mitochondrial translation. The transcript has 4 exons. Gene Ontology annotation, cellular component: mitochondrial large ribosomal subunit. The record is from RefSeq and is a predicted model, not a curated record. NCBI's taxonomy places the organism in Eukaryota, Metazoa, Chordata, Mammalia, Dermoptera, Cynocephalidae. Bases 512 to 772 code for a protein of 86 amino acids. Gene Ontology annotation, molecular function: structural constituent of ribosome.